Molecule: messenger RNA, 1464 nt
Organism: Arachis stenosperma
Lineage: Eukaryota; Viridiplantae; Streptophyta; Magnoliopsida; Fabales; Fabaceae
Product: shikimate kinase 1, chloroplastic-like
Exons: 11
Coding region: 271-1161 (296 amino acids)
Cellular component (GO): chloroplast
Molecular function (GO): shikimate kinase activity
Source: RefSeq, a predicted model, not a curated record
CCUCUUCUACAGUCUCACUAAUAAUCAUCCACCACAAUAAUAAUAAUAAUAAUAAUAAUAAUAAUAAUAAUAAUAAUAAUAAUGUAUGACACUAUUCUGUUUUCAAACAACCAUGAUUUGAUCUCUCUUCCACAUUCUUUUUCGACAUCAAUUCCACCAAUUCAUUCAUAUUACAUUAAUAAUUUUCCUUCUUCUUUUUCGGCGCCCGAAUCCUACGAACCGUGAAAGCCUUUGUCCACGUAACAAGUACGAGUAGAUAGAAGUGAAGCCAUGGAAUCUAAAGCUAUUCAAAGGUUACAGUUUCCAGCCAUGGUGUAUUCAGAUAAGGGUGGAAGAACAGUACCAAGUGGUUCUCUUAACAUGUCUUGUGGUUUUAUGGAACAUAAGAAGCUUCGGGUUUUUGUUUCAGUGCCUUCGGUGAAGAUUCAACAGAGAAAGCUCCCUUUGAAGAUUGCAUGUUCUUAUAACAAAGUUCCAGCUUCAACAUUGAAAUCUGAAAGCUUUAAGACUCCUCUCAGUGAAGAGUUGAUUCUGAAGAGUAAAUCCAAAGAGGUGGAGCCGUAUUUAAGUGGACGCUGUAUAUAUCUUGUUGGAAUGAUGGGAUCCGGAAAGACAACUGUAGGGAAGAUUCUGUCACAAGUGCUUUGUUAUUCGUUUUUUGAUAGCGAUACAUUGAUUGAGGAGGAGGUUGAUGGAACUUCAGUAGCUGAUAUAUUCAAGCACUAUGGAGAGACUUUUUUCCGUGAUAAAGAGACUGAGGUGUUGCGGAAGUUGUCAAUGACGCAUAGACAUGUUAUAUCCACCGGUGGAGGUGCUGUUGUGAGGCCUAUUAAUUGGAAAUAUAUGCACAAAGGGGUUAGCAUAUGGUUGGAUGUACCUGUAGAAGCAUUGGCUCAGAGAAUAACAGCUGUAGGAACUAAUUCUCGCCCACUUCUACAUUCUGAAGUAGGAGAUGCAUACACUAAGACUUUCAUGCGUUUGUCUUCUCUUUUUGAAGAACGAAGCCAAGCAUAUGCAAAUGCCAAUGCCAAGGUCUCCUUGGAAAAUAUAGCAGCAAAACUGGGCCGAAAAGAUGUAUCAGAUUUGACUCCAACUGCUAUUGCAAUUGAGGCUCUGGAACAAAUCCUAGGCUUUCUAAAGAGUGAAGAUGGAUAUUGCUAGCUCAAGCUGGUUAUAAUUUCUCUUCAAACCUCAUUUAGUGCAGGAGAAUAUGCUUUUCCUUUGUAUUUGGAAAGAAUUGAUGUAAUGCGGCACCAACAUGGCACAUAUUUAAUGUUCAUGCACGAUUAGUGUUACAUAAUUUGAGAGGAACUGGAAGCAGCAAGUAUUCAGUAUAUACAGUUUUGAUUUUUUGUUCCAUUAUAAACAAGCGCAGAGGAUGUGCAUUGUAAUAGGAUAUGGUUAUAUCAGUUUUGUGUACGCUUUCAUACAUCUGCUCUUGUGGUAAAGUGACCCUAAAUUCAU